Messenger RNA from Aspergillus melleus, 342 nucleotides. RefSeq lists its product as uncharacterized. The coding region runs from base 1 to 342 and encodes 113 amino acids. The record is from RefSeq and is a predicted model, not a curated record. NCBI's taxonomy places the organism in Eukaryota, Fungi, Ascomycota, Eurotiomycetes, Eurotiales, Aspergillaceae. The transcript has a single exon.
AUGACCUCCGAGCAGCGGGAUCUUCUGAGUCAAUCUCAAAGCCCCCUUUUCCGCUUGCCUGUGGAAGUUCGGCAGCAGAUCUACGAGUAUGUCUUGGGCGGCACGACUGUCCAUUUCAUCAUGACUGAUGCACACGGCCUCGAACACUGUGCUUGCCUGUAUGGAAAAGAGGUCGUUGACACGUCUGCUUGCCCAACUCAGGACCAGCCCAAGAUCUAUUGUCUCGGCCCUGGACUCAUGUAUCUUGGUGACCCCUUUGCCCAUGCGGGUGUCUCCCAGAAAAGACGUCUACGUGGGGAACCAACGAAGUUGUCUUUGCUAGAGACCUGUCGACGGAUGUAA